AUGGGUUGUGGCCUUGCAAUCUUGUUCCUCUGGUACCUUCUUUGCCGGCCGACUCUUGGAUGGGGAGAUGUCGGUCAUCGUACUGUUGCAUACCUGACCGAGCAAUAUCUCACUGAACGGGGCACAGAGUUUCUUAACAAACUCUUGCCUCAGCGCAGGCAGUUCGACAUCUCAGACGCGGCUACAUGGGCCGAUGAAAUCAAACAAGAGUGCCCCGAGACUAAACCUUGGCAUUAUGUUGAUGUGACGGAUGAUCCCCUGGGGAAUAUCUGUAAGAUAUCAUCCCUUCCACGGGAGUGCAAAAGCGGCAAAGGCUGCAUCAUCUCGGCUAUAGAAGAUAUGACCUUUCGAGUGGAUGAUGAUAGCUUCAACCAAACAGAAGCCGUUAUGUUCUUGUUCCACUUCUUUGGGGACCUUCAUAUGCCCUUGCAUAUAGAAGGGUACGAGAAUGGAGGAAACGGGGUAAAGGUCUGUUUUGACGGUCACAAGGAUAAUUUGCACAGUAUUUGGGACACAGACAUGCCUCACAAGAUCAACGGCAUCAACCAUACACUGAAGCAUAACGAUGAAAAACUGGCAUCCCUAAAGUGGGCCAGGUAUCUCUUUCAAAAGAACAAACACAGACCCACGACCGCUGUGGAAUGUGCGGAUGUGACCAGCCCCCGGACAUGUAUCAAAUUGUGGGCGGAGGAGACUAAUCGUUUGAACUGUGCUGUUGUCUUCAAAAGGGGACUUCCGUAUCUCACGGGCGUAGAUCUUGCAGGCGAAUACUAUGACGAUGCCGCGCCGAUCAUUGCGGAACAGAUUUUUAAAGCAGGUGUUCGUCUGGCAGGCUGGAUUAAUGCCCUUGCGGAGAAGUGUCGCGUCAAAGCAGCCCUUGUUGUUCAGGGGGAUCCGAUGAGAGACCUAUGA
Molecule: messenger RNA, 912 nt
Organism: Penicillium mononematosum
Lineage: Eukaryota; Fungi; Ascomycota; Eurotiomycetes; Eurotiales; Aspergillaceae
Product: S1/P1 nuclease
Exons: 3
Coding region: 1-912 (303 amino acids)
Biological process (GO): DNA catabolic process
Molecular function (GO): nucleic acid binding; endonuclease activity
Source: RefSeq, a predicted model, not a curated record